This is a messenger RNA of Acipenser ruthenus (sterlet), 3183 nucleotides long. Its product is annotated as G-protein coupled bile acid receptor 1-like. Lineage: Eukaryota; Metazoa; Chordata; Actinopteri; Acipenseriformes; Acipenseridae. The coding region runs from base 269 to 1255 and encodes 328 amino acids. The transcript has 2 exons. Gene Ontology annotation, biological process: G protein-coupled receptor signaling pathway. Gene Ontology annotation, molecular function: trace-amine receptor activity. Gene Ontology annotation, cellular component: membrane. The record is from RefSeq and is a predicted model, not a curated record.
GGCUCUGCUUUACAGUUGAGUUCUUCUGAGGUUGAAGAAGACAGCAUUGAUAAUAUACAUAGGUAGCAGAUGAAUAAUACAAGUUUGGAACCAAUUUUUCACUUGGGGAAAUGCUAAGAAUGUCUGAACACAGAUGUCUGAAGUUCUAGAGACUAUAAGCAAGGAGUUUUUAAAAGUUGACUUGAUGAUUCAUUAAUUGGAUAAGAGACAGGAAAAAAGCAAAACCCUGCAGGAAAGGCUUUUCCAGAAGCCGAGAUUCUAUCAAAUCAUGGCAUGCAACGAGUCAAAUCACAGCAAUAAGUCUUCAAGCCCAGAAAUGUACCUUAUCAUCUGGCUCGCCUUUCCCCUCUCCACGGUCAUAAUCCUUGCCAACCUUCUCAUCAUCAUAGGCAUCAUCUACAACCGGAAGUUACACAACACCCCUAAUUACUUCUUCCUCAGCUUGCUGUUUGCCGACCUGUGUACGGGACUGGCUCUGCCUUUCAUUCCCAGCAUGAGCCUGGAACGACACAUGAAAUUCAGCAAUUGCCUCAUCCUGCACAUUGUCCCCAACUUCCUCUUGUUGUCCUUCCUCUUCAACUUGGUCAUGGUGCAUUACGAGCGUUACUUUUGCAUCGUCCAUCCUCUGCAGUAUAGUAACUUCUGGGUUCACCGCUACGUCCCUUUGGCUUUACUGACUGUCUGGAUUUUGCCCCUCCUUUAUGCCUCCUUGCCUGCUUUUGGGUGGAACAAAAUAUCUCCAAACCAGAGUUGUGAAGAUUGCUUCUACAAGUACAUCUUCCCUCGUGAAUUCAUCUACCUUGAGGUCUAUGGCUUACUGAUCCCGGCCAUACUGGCCAUCAUCUUUAUGAACGUCAGGGUGCUGUGGAUCACAAGGUCACAGGUGAUGGACAUCUGCAAGCUCCACAGGUCUGUGCAAAGGGACGAGCCCUCGGACAAGGAGCACAGGAUGAACAUGCGCUAUGCUAAGUGUGUGGCCGUUGUGUCUUUCAUUUUCAUAGUCUGUUGGGUUCCUUACAUUGUCUACGUGAACGUCUCUAUCAUCGCUCUGUGGGAAUCCAGCACAGAACCCAAAACACACAUCAUUCUCUCCUGCACUGGGAUAGGAAGCAUGGCUGUAAUACCAGUGGUCUUAGGGUUUGGGAACCGGCAAUACACAAAGCCCAUUAGAAAAGGUUUAAGGAAACUUUGGGACCGCUGCAGAAAGGGAAAUGGCACAAAGGAUGUUACUAAUGUUGAGCUAGUUUUGGACUGAAACAACGGUUUUGUAGCUGACGUGGUAAGGUGGCUUCUUAUUGAGUUGACAGAGGAGUCCAUUUAAUAGGUGAUCGAUGGUGGAUCUUGAAGAGCAACAGAAGAUAUUCCAGAAGCAUCCUGUAUGUUUGUUACAAUUAUGCAUAGAAGGCAGUGCUCUAGAUGUGUUUUUUGUUUGUGUGUAAAUGCUCUUGAAGCCAUAGAUGUUCCUGGAGCCUUUGUCAAUGAACAAAGAAACGGCAACUUAAGAGUUUAGUGAACAUUCCCCCAGAAAAUCAUAUUUUCGUGUAGAAUUGUAUUUGAUUGUGGAGCACUGCAGUUUUAAACUCUGCACUGUAAUAUAUCGCAUGCUCAUAUCAGCAAGAACGCAUUUUUGUGCAUAUAACACGGAACACACAAGUAUCACACUGGUGUAAAACCAGCACGAAGUGUAAUUAUUAGAUAUUUUCUCUCUACCAUCCCCGUAUCACCCGUGAUCACCCUAUUUAUACACUAGGGGCUGGAGCCUUAAUUAAUCAUUUAAUCACUUAUUCAAUUCACGACUCCAGCCACAUUCCCACGUGUUUUUCCAGGGAGGAUUUUAACUUCCUCCCUGUCACCCAUUAUUCCACACACACACACACAUACCAGCAUAACUUUUAAUCUGCACGUGAAGUGAGGGUUAGGUUUAAUAAAAACCUGAUUUAAUUUGCUAAAUGUUACUACAGUAACAAUUUGAACCGAUUUCAAGCAUAUGAUCAUCCAUAGGGCUCUGGUGUUUGAUUAAUCAUCCAUAGGGCUGCAACUAGUGUUGCAGUUUUAGCUGACCUAUUAUAUAUUAUUUACUAACAGUUAACAGAAAAUAAUGUACAUUAACAUGUUUAUUAGCUGUUUGUUAACAGUUAAUAAAUAAAAAAAUGGCCCUUAAAAUAAAGCUUGACACAAACUCUCAACACUUCUAUAAUCAUACAGAUAUGUUAAUGUGAUUUUCUUACACUCACUACAUUAAUCUUUCUUUUAACUUACAUACAUUAUAUUUGUAUGUCUUUGUGCACAUUUGUUUUUACUUUUCAUGUACAUACUAUGUAUUCUGGACACUUGACCCCACUUACUAAAUCGGUAAUGGCUAAGAGGAGGAGGCUGUGUGGUCCAGUGGUUAAAGAAACGGGCUUGUAACCAGGAGGUCCCCUGUUCAAAUCCCACCUCAGCCACUGACUCAUUGUGUGACCCUGAGUAAGUCUACAAAUACUACAUUGGUAAAUGGAAACAUUUUCAUAAUUUGACCUGUCAUGGUAUCACAAUAGCAUGAAUGAACACACACUGGCAAGCCAUUGCAGUACUGUGCUAACAUAUCCAUACCAAUGUGCUACUGUAUCAGGACCACUGUGCAAUACUUAUACCAUAUCCAUUGUGUUGUCAUUGAAGGCUAAGGCUGUGUCCCACCUCAAUUUCUUUACACUAAUACCCAGGUAAUUCAAUGUAAUGGUACCCCAGUGGUAUUUUUUAAACCAUUUUCUGUCAUGUUUUAAUACAGUAUUAUGUAUAUGUUGUAUUAGUAUUUAUUUUUUAUCCCAAGAACCAGUUGCAAAUUGGUCUCUGGAUAUUACAGUUUGUAUUCCUUUAUAAUGAGCUGAUAAUGGUGUCUCCUGGCUAAUACAUGUAUCUGAAUGAAGAAAAAGGAGAAGGAUUGUGUUUGCCGUUGUUUCUUUCUCCUUAUGCAGCAGUUCUCAUUGAUGGUAGUGUGGUAGUGGCAUGCCUUUCUGAUCUCAUUCUAUAGUAAUCUAGUGUCAUGAUGACUAUCCCACCCCAAAGAUCUCUCUGUACUUGAAAUCCAGACAUGCAUUGGAAAUGUAUUUGAAGCCACAAGGUCAAAUUCCUACCCCUUUAGCAACUGCAAGUUGAGUAAAUGAGAAAUCUCGAAACAGAAUAAAAAUUUCAGAGGGGGCAGCA